GAAGGAUUUGUUAUUUUGUUCAGAAACUCAUCAUCUAUCUACGGGGCGGCGCGAUGGAGAAAGCAACCGCAGGGGAGGAAGAAUUUGCAGAAAUGAUUUGUUAUUACCUGGAGGAUGUAAGUUUCGGAUUGGAGAUUGGGCCCGAGGGUCACUAUGUCCCGGCAUUAAGUGGCCAUGAGUAUAAAGGAACUACUAGUCCUCGCACAAUGGACCAAGAGUAUGACCUCAUGGCUAAACAAGUCACCGGGACUCAGGGAUUCGACAUGGAUUUCAGUCAGUUCCGCUACGAUUUUAAUUACAGACCCGUUGAUUUCGAUGAUAACAGUUUGGUCAUAGACGGAGAUACCAUGAGAGAUUUAUUGAACAGCCUUUCUCGUAAAUCCCUUGACCAAUACAAUCAGGACAAGGAAACAAAAUAUGAAUUUGUGGAGGUUAUCAAAGCCAACUAUCACAUGGCUGGUGCUGGCAUCAUGUUUUUCAUUACCUUUCAAGCUAAAGAAUAUUUUUCUUCUUCUGGUCAUGUAUUUCAAACUAAAUCUCACUAUUCCUAUUUUUCCCCAAAUAAGUACAUCACCUGCGAUCUUAAAGCACCACCGGAGCAAAAAGUUCAUCCCAUUGAUUCUACUGAGAAAGAAUUUGCCAAGAAACCAAGGUAGAUAUAUGUAUUUUUUGUUCCAACAAAACCAAGGUAUAUUUUAAAGGGCGGGUAUAUUUUUUAUUUUAUUUUUUGAGAAAUUUAAUUUUUAUAUUUAUGUUUUUUUUUGUAAUCAUAUUUGUGUUUAAUAUUUAUUUAAUUUAAUAUAAUUUUUGGUAACUAUAUUAAA
Molecule: messenger RNA, 824 nt
Organism: Brassica oleracea var. oleracea
Lineage: Eukaryota; Viridiplantae; Streptophyta; Magnoliopsida; Brassicales; Brassicaceae
Exons: 5
Coding region: 54-656 (200 amino acids)
Molecular function (GO): cysteine-type endopeptidase inhibitor activity
Source: RefSeq, a predicted model, not a curated record